UUAUAAUCGCAGCAUUCGCAGUGCAAAACUGCAAAAACAAAUUGUUUAAUUCAAAUAAUAAUUAGAUAUUUGAUCUUGUGUAUUUAAUAUUUAACUCCAAUAUGGAUCCCUUGUACAAUGAUAUAUGCUAUGGAUGCUUGAAUUCGGAACGAAAAAUAUCGAUUAUUAACGACGCUACUUUGAAGGAAUGUUUUUUAGAUAUUUUGAAGAAUCAGGAUACAAAAAUGAAGUUGAUACAGCUUUGCUUCGAAUGUGUAGCGAUAUUGGUUAAAAUUAAAAAGUUCAAACAGAAAGUUGUAUUUAGCGCACAGAAGAUUUUGAAUGAAUGUGUCAAGAAGAGUCUAUCACAAACAACAUUACAAUCAAAAGCAGUAUUUUCUAUAUCAAUCUCCAAUGAACCUAAAACAGAUACACACUAUGAAAUAAUAGAUACAAUAAAAGAUGAAAUUAAUGAUGAUGUUACAGACAUUACUGACAUUAAUAACAUUGAAGACAUUAACAUUAGAGACAUUAACAUUAAAGACAUUAACAUUAGAGACAUUAACAUUAAUGACACAGAAUAUAACGACAAUGAUUCCACAAAUGAAGCUGAAACAGAAACUCCUAUAGAUUGUAACGAUUCUAAAGAAAGUGACAUCUAUAAGGAGGUAAGGUUGAGUAAGAAAGAGAUGGCAGAAGAGCGGCAAUAUAUUAGAGCGAGUGAGGAAUAUGUAAAUGCAAUGUUUAAAUGUGAUCUAUGUGUAAUAACAUUCACAAAUAGAGACGAUUUAGACGAACAUACUAGUGGUAAACAUGAAACGAAAUCAAAAUACCAAUGCACAAUAUGUAAAUGUGCAUUCAAUUCGACGAUAUCGUUCAAAUAUCACAACAAGAGGCACAGACUGAGGUUCCAAUGUAGCGCUUGUGACAAACGUUUUGUGUACAAGAGAGAUGUGGUCAAACAUUAUAAUAUGAUGCAUUGUGUGGGAAUUGAACAGUAUUCACAUGAUAAUGAUGAAAAUAACUUGAUUGUACAAACAGAGAGUGUUUCUGAAGUCAGUACAAAAUCAGAAAUAUUCACAUGCGAUGUGUGUUCCAAGGAAUUCAGAUGGAGAGCGUCUCUUCGGAAACAUUUAGAAAGACAUCGUAUAGAGAGUGGACAGAAGAGGAAACCAUAUUGCGAGCCUUGCAAAAUCUACUUUGCGACAACGUCAAAUUUGAAGAAACACGUGCGCGCUAGCUCUAAACAUCAAAUACAACUUAAACUACGCAAAAUUAAUAAUUCUACAAUGCCCGUGGAAGAAAAAGAUGGCUACAUAAAACAAAUAGAGAGUGUUGUGAACACAUCGCGUCAAAUGUAUGCGUGUGCGCAGUGCGAACGGCGGUUUCAGUGGCGCGGGAAUCUGUUGCGGCAUGUCAACAGUCACAAGGCGAGAGCAUCGGGAGAAUUAAAAUGUGUACCGUGUAAUAGAAAUUUCUCAUCUAUCGCAACUUAUCAGCAACAUAUGAAAAUAAGUAAGAAACACGUAACAGAAGAUGACUUCAAAUACAUGUGCAGCGACUGCGGCAAACGGUUCGCGGAUAAAACGCGUUUAAAAGAUCACGUCGAUUGGGAACAUUUGAAGAACUACGUGCAUACUUGUAACGAAUGUAAAAAGGCGUUCAAGACUCGCACUUCUCUCUAUUUACACAAGCAAGUCGUACACCAGAAGGAUAAAAGUGAACAUUUGUGCGAUCACUGCGGCAAACACUUUCCUAAUCAUUCAAAACUGCGUGUACACAUAAGAGCGGCUCAUUCUUCGAUAGCAGCUUAUAAAUGCACUAGUUGCGGCGCCCGGUUCGCCUGGCAUUCCUGUCUCUCGAGACAUGUGAGACGGUUGCAUAAGAAGAGUUUGUGAGAAGAGAUAAGAGGAAAAAGAGUUAUGAAGAGAUACAGAAACUAAUAAAAAAGAAAUUGUAACAGAAAGGGAAACAAACUUAAUGAAAAACGGUAGAUAUAUGCGUCGAUUAUAAAAAGAGUUAAUUUUAAGGAAAUUGUGAGAGAAAGGGAAAAAAAACUCAAAAUAUUUAUUUGUUAUAUUUAAAGUAAAUUGUGUUUUGUGAAGUGUGUAAAAUUGAUUUCUAUACAAAUAUAUACUAAAGGCUUUUUUAAAGUAAUAAAUGGAAUGCAAAAAUGGUUUGAUGAUCCUUGUAAAUAAAUAUAUAUAAUAAUAACUU
Messenger RNA from Colias croceus (clouded yellow), 2196 nucleotides. RefSeq names its product zinc finger protein 91-like. Gene Ontology annotation, cellular component: nucleus. The record is from RefSeq and is a predicted model, not a curated record. Gene Ontology annotation, molecular function: RNA polymerase II transcription regulatory region sequence-specific DNA binding; DNA-binding transcription factor activity, RNA polymerase II-specific. NCBI's taxonomy places the organism in Eukaryota, Metazoa, Arthropoda, Insecta, Lepidoptera, Pieridae. The transcript has 12 exons. The coding region runs from base 102 to 1877 and encodes 591 amino acids. Gene Ontology annotation, biological process: regulation of transcription by RNA polymerase II.